Molecule: messenger RNA, 2326 nt
Organism: Hypoxylon trugodes
Lineage: Eukaryota; Fungi; Ascomycota; Sordariomycetes; Xylariales; Hypoxylaceae
Exons: 1
Coding region: 256-1968 (570 amino acids)
Source: RefSeq, a predicted model, not a curated record
UUGACGUAGUUUUACCAGUCAUUUUGUACCGUGUUGUUCACACGAACAUCGUACUGCGCACCAGAACGAAACACUCUUCGAACUGUGCUGUUCGAUGAAGUGGUUUUUGCAGUUUUACAAAAUCACCAUACUUUGCGAUUUGUUAUUUUUUCGAGCACACAUUUUACACUCAUUUUGCGGACGUCAUCUUCUCUUCACCUCUCUUCCGCGCCAUCCUUAAUAGUAAUUUUCAACAUCGACACAUCGACAGGCAUCAUGGCCAUCCAAGGAAAUCUCGGCCUUCAGGCUAUCCUUCAAACCCACAUUCAUAAACCUGCUCAUUUCCCUCCUAACCUUCCUCCGCUAGACGAUGAACUUGCUGUUCCGUCACUCGUUCCUUCAACCUCGAGGCCUUCACGCUCACUCUGGCCUGAAGGCACGUGUCUAAUUCAAUUUACCAACGAUCAACCCCAGGAUCUGAAGGAAGCCCCCAAUAAAGCAAAACCCAAUCAACAUGGGCAACAUAGAUUAGCCCUGCAAUUUACUAUGAAAUUGGGUGAAAAUACCAACGAAAUCAAUUGCGUUCCGGCGCGCGAUAACGUUGCACCCAUCUCUCAACCCGCCACGCCAACCACGCCGACGGGCUUCCUGAAUAUCCCUUCGCAAGUCAUCCCCCUAACCUCCCCUUCCUCACCCACGAAUUUAGACCACUGGGACGCAUACCCCCUUUGCGCUUCGCCACCGUUUGAAUCGGGAAGAUCUACGACAUCGCCCCGAAAGGGCCUAACGGUUCCCGAGAAAUGCACGGAUAACUACAGCAAACAAUUCACCCUCCUCAAAGAGUGGAUGAAGAAGACGAAUGAAGAAAUAAUUGCGCUCCGCAACACAAAGCACGACCUCAAUUUACCACGCCAACUAGAGAUAUAUCGAACGCUAUUUCGUCAAGCCCCAGAUGACCGAACUCGCCGGUUCGCCGAUAAGAAAAUAAUAGAAAUCGAGAAUCAAAUAUCGUCUCAUUAUAAGACUUGCAUUCAGAGGGAGAAAACGCUCUCUGCCGAAGUCCUAGAUGCUUACGCCAAUUUUGUGGACGUUCGCAGCUUCGAGGCCCAUGCGUCAGCCCGUCGUCGCGUUCUGGAGAUGGUGCAUCAGCCACAGCCAUCUCCACGUGAGAUGUCCAAAACCGAGCGACUGUUAGGUUCAGAUGGUUCCUCAUCUUCCAAUCCUAGCCUUCCAAAAGACAACCGCCUGUAUUUCCACGGCACCCCACUCAAACUAACCACGAUACCUUUUGACCAGGCUGUGGCUAGUGGCCUUGAACAUCUUGGAUCUCUGGACACACUCGUUCCACCUUCGCCGAACACAAGCAAGCCAACCUCUUUGUCUGAGCCACAAGUUCGUACUUCAAAUACACUAUCACCAUCUACAGCCCCAUCAAAUACCUCUAAUAAGCUUAAUAUACCCGACUGGUUCCCACUCCUGAAAAUGCAACUAGAAGGAAAGGACGUCGAAAGCCGAUGGAAAGCACUACUCACGCUCCUCGGCAACCUUGAGAACGCGGCUCGAAGAAAGGACGAACGGGAAGCAGCCACGAAGAAACCGAACUGGGACUUGAAUUGGCACCAUCCUGAUCCCAAGUGGCGCCAUGCCCAUCAGAGAGAACAUGGUGGUUGGUGGAAAUGCAAAACCGGACCCAACGCGUUGAAAGCCGAGAUUGAGUGUCUUGAAUGCCACCAUCGUUACGAGCCUGCAGAACCAAAGGUUGAUCCGAGAGAAACCCUCCGCAAACUUAACGAUUCUAUCUCGAAGGCAAUGGCGAAAGUUGCCGAGAAAGAUGAGGCUAUCGUUUUGGAGAGAAUGCGCAAAGAGAAGGAAGCCUAUGACCGCGAUCUCGCUGAAGAGGACCAGCGUGAGAGUGUGUUCGAUGCAUCGAAAAGGGGUAUCUACCAACGAAGAUCAUGCUAUAACUUCCUUCGGGGUAUAGCGGGGUGAUUUCAAGGAAUUAUGAAUGAUUUCAACGGUGUUUUUUUCCGUACGUGGGGGAGGUAAUGAUGAUACAAAAUGAUACCACGCGAUCAUAGGAGUUUAUGGUGUUGAUGCUAGUAGGUUUUCUACGCACCAAGGACUACGAUCCCGAUCGCAAAAUCAGCAUAGCGAGGCGCCCAGGGUUGCUUUUUAUCGCAUGGCGUGGACGGGCUAGGACAUUGAGGCGAAUUUUUGGAGGCGCGAGUGCAUUAAUGGCUACAGGCGUACGGACCACAGCAUAUUUAGCUUGGGUGUUGCAUUCUUCUCACAAGAAGCGCCAUAGACAUAUCCCCUCUAAUAACUAAUUGAUAAUUUGCACUGGUAA